Molecule: messenger RNA, 5458 nt
Organism: Maniola jurtina (meadow brown)
Lineage: Eukaryota; Metazoa; Arthropoda; Insecta; Lepidoptera; Nymphalidae
Product: myogenesis-regulating glycosidase
Exons: 8
Coding region: 674-3547 (957 amino acids)
Biological process (GO): carbohydrate metabolic process
Molecular function (GO): hydrolase activity, hydrolyzing O-glycosyl compounds
Source: RefSeq, a predicted model, not a curated record
CACAGGUAGCCUUUGGAUUCAAUUGUAUUUGAAUCAAGACGUGAGGAAAUCAUCAAAAGUGUUAAUAAAAUAAAAGCAGUGACAUUGGGCAAAGUGAAAUCGAUUAAAAAAUUAUGGUUGUGAUAGUGUUAUUAAAGGUUUUAUCCUCAUUUAUCAAGAUUAGCUAGACUUCCUCCAUAGCGGACACGCACGAAAAUCCUUGGCGAUAGAUAAGCGUUAUCUACCGACUUAAGAUUUUCAAAUAUUCGCGUAAGGAAAAUUCUGGAUUAGAAAAACGUUAAAAACAAAUUUUCGAACGAAUCGAAAUACAAUUGAAAUCGAUUUAUAGCCGAAAUCGAGCUGCAACAGAAAUUAAAAGUUAGAAACGAAAAAUUCAUUGAAGAUAUAGUGAGAAAAAUGGCAAAGAACUGAAUAAUAUUAUUAUAAGCUAAACAGUAGAAACCAAAAGGGGAACCAACGACAAUUUUGAACAUCUAAGUUUGACGUUAAUGCUACUUGGUAGUUUAAAAAACCACUCGAUCAAAGAAUAUGUGUGUGAUGUAAUUUUUGAUAUGGCAUAAAAGAAAAGUCCUGUCCAAAAAUCCGAAUAAAAAAGAGUUGAAUUAAUAUAGAAAGUGCAUAAAAAUAAGGACAUAAAUAAACUAUACAAAGGACGUAUAUAAUAUAGUUCAAAAUGAGGGUAAGGAAAAAACCAGAUCUGCGUUUGAAUAUCCCGUCCUACCCUCACGACUAUGUGGAAAUGCCUCAAGAAACACGUAGACUGAUUCGCGAAGCUAACCAAACUGAUAACGACAUAAAAUUUAUAGAUGACGAUCCAUCCGAUCAACCCUCCGACGACAACAAUGGAAGCCAUCAGAUUAGUAGCCCUACUUUUGAACCUGGAAAUGGAUUUCGAUCGUCAACACCAGAAAUUAAAAUCUCCAAUUCAGAAAAAGAGCAUAUAGAAAUCAAUAAUAGUGAAGAGGUUAAAGAAAGUAAAGAUUUAGAUUCCCUUGAUUGUACUCGUAAUAUUCCGGAUAAAAGUGAAACAGAUAGUGGCGAUGAGAAGAAAGAUAGAAAAGAAGAUUUAGAUUCCGAUAGUCCCAUAAUCUUCAGAAAAUAUGUAAGGCCUGUUAUGUCAGUGCCUGAUCUUAAAAUCAGCACAACAGCUCUUGAAAUGGAUUUUAGUGAAAAUAUUCCUGAACACCACCAAAGCUCCGCGUCCGUGUUCAGUGAUGGCGACAACACGGCAGACGACGCCAACGUCCUCUCCGACGACGAACAAACCAAAGUACCUCUCAGAUCCUCUCGACGCAAGUCCACCGCCCCGCGCCGGUUCAGGUCGGAGUUCAGCAUGGACGACGACGAGUACUCGCCCAGCAACUCCGUCACCAGCGUCAACUCGCUCGCCAGCCUGCUCAAAGAGAAACUACAAAGUAUACCACAGAAGAUAAGAAAGAAGCCCACAGACUACAAGCUCCGCGCGUUUGUGGGUCUAAUGUUCCUAGCGGUCGCAUUCUUCGUGGGCUUCGCUUACGUCCUCUACCACCAGCAAGCCCUCACCAAGGCGUACUUCGAGCGAGUCCAGUUCAACGAGCCUAAGAGGCUCAUCAGGGUGUUCAACAAGGAUGACGUGGAAAUCUUGAAAGCCACUUUAGCGGUUGGUCUCCAAGGAGGUCAGAAAGCGUUUCCCUGCCUCCCUGAGCAUCGCCACACGGACGGCUCGGAGUGUAUGGAGUGGCUCCACAACCUUCGGCUCUACCUCAAAUGCCUGCCACAUGACCCUGGCGUUGACAACACCACCUGCUACUCCGUACAUUGGAAGGCUUUGCGACAUGAUGUUUCUCCUACCGACUGUUUCGACUGGAGUGACACCAAAGUUCAUUGGUUCGGUGCCGGUCAAUCCAUAAACUUAACUUGGCCGCUAGACACAGGAUCCAUAGACUUUACGCCAUUUAUCACGGGAGAAAUGCAGAAAUCUCAAUGGGGUAACGUCGUUACCCGUUACCUAAUAAAUUCUAAAGGAGCUGCGAUAAUAGUUGAUGAAGAAACCCCGCUGCAUAUAUCUGUAAAUAGAGGGAAGAAAGAAAUUUGUUUGAAAGCUCAAUUUGAUGACUUUGCGUUCGCUAACAGACUUACAGAUUUUCCUGAAUUGAAAUACAAUAUAUGUACAUCUAGAGAUAUAAGAUCACUACAUUCCUCCAUCCAUAGUCACAGAAGAGCACCGCUAUGGGAUGGGUUGAAACCAGCUGAUAUGAAAACUUUAGAAUCCCUCAUUUCUGAACCAGUAUGGCAAAUUGCUCCGCGGUUUAAACACGAAUUACAAGAUGCAACAAUAUCUAAGUAUACUGAUGAUGUUAUUAAUCUAGGCUUUCUUAAACAGGGACAUGUACUAAUCAACGAGUAUUGGCAAAAUGAAAUUGGUGAUCUGAGUGUAGAUACAGCACGAUUUGCGACGCUAAACGAAACUGUCGAUAAGCUUCACAGAAGAGGUUUCAAAGUGGCUUUUACAGUUCAGCCCUUCAUAAGUACAGAGAGUAAAAACUUUGCUGAAACUGUCCAAAAGAGACUACUAGUCAAUGAAAGAAAUAGUGAUAGACGAAUACCAGCCUUAACGAGAUUUAAAUCUCUAGCUAGUGCUGGUGUCCUAGAUAUAACGAAUAACAGAACAAUCCCUUGGAUAUUUGAUAAACUUCAAGCAGUUAUGGAUAUCUAUCAUAUUGAUUCAUUCUAUUUCGAUCUUGGUACAGCGUACGAUAUGCCUCAUUACUACAGAUGUGAGAAAAUGUUAAUUAACCCUGAUCAAUAUAAAACAGUGUUUAUAAAAACAUUUGAGAAAUCUUUGAAUAUUAUAGGAGUAUCCUCAGCUGUAACUUUGCCUCGACCUCCUAUAUUUAUUUCUCUUCCUCCUUUUGAAUCAAGUUGGGAAGCUUUACGACUAGUCAUACCUACAAUAUUGACGUAUGGUAUAAGUGGUUUUCCAUUUGCCAUGCCAGGGGCUGUGGGUGGUGAUAUAUACUGGCCUGGUAGUGAACAGUUCUUGCCUUCAUCAAAAGGUUCAAUGGACUCUAAUUCUAAUAAAACAACCCCAGAGAAUGGUAUAGAGUUGCCAGAAAGGGAGCUAUAUAUGAGAUGGCUGCAAAUGGCGACUUUCUUGCCAGUGAUGAAAUUCACACAUCUUCCGAGUAAAUACAACGAUGAGAGGGUGCUAGAGAUGGCAAAGAAUUUGACACUAUUGAGACAAAAACUGGUCACACCUCUCUUACUGAAAUACAAGAGGGAGGCGUUAGAAGCAGGUCUGCCACUCAUCCGGCCGCUGUGGCUGGUGGCAGAUGUGGACGUGGCUCUUCCUGUUCAGGAUGAGUUUGCAAUUGGUGACGAGAUUGUGGUUGCGCCUGUGUUGCACAAAGGAGAGACUACUAGAGAAGUGUACCUGCCCGCGGGUCUCUGGCAGGACGGCAUCGACGGGUCGCUGCGCAAGGGCAACCGCUGGAUGCACGAGUACAAAGUCCCUGUCGACCGCGUCGCAUACUUCCUUCGCAAACCAGACGACUUGAGAUUCAAAUAGCAUUAACCUCUCCCACCAUCAUCAUCAUUAUUAGCUUAACCCAUUGCCAGCCCACUACCGAGUACGGAUGCCCUCAAUAUAAAGGGUUUAGGCCACAGUCCACCACACAAGCCAAGAGUGGAUUGGCACACUUCACACACAUUUUGAAAAUAUUAUGGAUAACAAAUUACUGACUGCGUAAGUUCAAGCCCAAAAUUCUUCUGCCACGAUGCUAAGUAACUGUCGAUGACUGUGUGUAACACUAGCCCAGCGUGGUGGACUAUGACUUAACUCUUUUCAUUCUGAGAGGAGACCCGUGCUGGCAGUGGGCUGGUAAUGGCUUAAUCGUGAUUAUGAUGGUGAUGAGUCUAAUACAUUUACGAUCUCAUAAAAUAAAGUUAUUAAGUGGAGCGCCAUAAUCAUGGAUUUCACACGAUAAAAAAUAAGACAAAUUAGAAAGGGUAUUAGGUAGAUAUGGUGUCGAUGAAAAAUUUGAUAAUACCCAGCAAUCUUAUUUUUUUCCGUCAUUUGGAGUUCAUAAGAAAUUUGCUUUUUAGAAUACCUAUUUUUAGUAAUGUCCCUACAUUAGUAUUAAUACAAUGAUAAUAAAAUAACCAAAGUUUAAUAGUGAGAAUACAGUCUCAAAAGUAGAAUUAUAUUAAGUAAUAUAAUUAGUAAGUGAAAUGCUUGUGAAAUGGUAGAUAAAAUGUUUAAAUCCUUAGUCAAUUUAAGAAAAAUAAAAUACAAUUUUCUAAAUUAAAAUUACGCGCCGCAUUUCUAAGAGUAAAUUGUAUUUUUAAGAUUCAUGUCUUCUAUCUUCCUGAUUGUAGGUUUAUUAUUAUAAAAACCGGCCAAGUGCGAGUCAGACUCGUGCACACAGCCCGGUUCCUUACCUAAAAUCUCAUUUUUUCGAUAUUUUGCAUGGCAAAUCGAAAAACAAUUAUGCAUAAAAUAAAUAAAAAUCUGUUUUAGAAUGUAUCAAACCCUUUCGUUAUUUGGUAUAUUGAUCUUAUUUUGAAACUUAUACUAAAACCAAAAUACUAUUAUUUCAAAAACACACUUUUUUUGUGAUGUAACCACUAAUUCACGGUUUUCGGACUUUUCCCGUUAUGUGUGCUAUAACAAAAAAAGACAGACAGACAGACCGACAAUGAAGUGAUCCUAUAAGGGUUCCUUUCUUCCUUUUGAGGUACGGAACCCUAAAAGUUGAGGUAUGGCGCGCAAUUUUUAUUUAGUAUUUAAAAUAAUUUUUAUUACUCUGAUGUGCCUUUCUUCAUCGUAAGCUUUUUACUUUAAUUGUGUCUUCUUGAAUCUAGUCCUAUUAGUCUUACCAACAAACGCACUGCUUUAUAUUAUACAGGGUGUAACUAAAAUUCUAGCAAAAACAUAGCGUUAUUAAUAUUCAAUAAACAAAAUUAAUCAAUACCAAUAACCGUUUGCCUUAUACUUGUACUAUUAGUGAUAUAAUAUUUUUCAAACCUGCAUGUAUAGCGUGCAAAACUUGAGGUCAAUGCCCCCAGCUACGAAGCGAGAUUAACCCCGCGGCUUUUUUUUUUACGAUGGUACGGAACCCUCCAUGUGUGAGUCCGACUCGCACUCAACCGGGUUUUUAAGCACAACUUAUAAUCAUCGGUCUUCAUUUUUGCUAGAGUUCUAAUAACUGCCUGUAUAUAAGUAUGACAACGAGAUUAUAAUAAUAAUUGUACCUAUUCUUUUAAUUAUUAUGAAGGUAAUAUACUUAGAUAAUAUAUUUUUAAUGUGUUAAUGAUGACGAAACUUUCUUGUCUUUGAAUAGUGUCAUAAGUUAUUAUGUACUAAGUAUAAAACAUAGGUAGGUAGAUAAUUAAGUAGGUACUUAGUAUAAAUUAAAUACGUAAUUUGUACUAAAAAGUUUAUAUUGUUGUUAUAUUUAAUACACAGUAAUUUGCUUUA